Molecule: messenger RNA, 299 nt
Organism: Entrophospora candida
Lineage: Eukaryota; Fungi; Glomeromycota; Glomeromycetes; Entrophosporales; Entrophosporaceae
Source: the annotation of a GenBank genome assembly
GAUCUUCUGAUAAAUAUUUAUCCACUUCAGACAUCUUAUCAUGUUCUUCCUGGUCUUCAUUAUCAAAAAAUUGGUUUAAUUUUUCUGACAAAUUUGAAGAAUUUCAUUUAUCCCAAUCAGGGCUAGAAAUAGAGGAAUUGUUAAAUAAAACCACUACACAAAAAAAUGAAAAUGAAAAAAAAGAUGAAACAUUGGACUAUGAUGUUUUAAAAGAUGAAACAUUAGAGAUUCCAGGUGAGUUGGUGUUGGCUUACUCGUUAAAGAAAUACUAUCCAGCAAAAGUUACCAAUUAUGAGAAG